This is a messenger RNA of Dimorphilus gyrociliatus, 1706 nucleotides long. NCBI's taxonomy places the organism in Eukaryota, Metazoa, Annelida, Polychaeta, Dinophilidae. The record is from the annotation of a GenBank genome assembly.
GUUCACAGUAGAGUGGCUAGAAAAAGGGCUUUAACGCCAACCAAUUGUAACAGUCUUCACUUUGAAAACACGGAAGCAGCUUAUUAUUUCAAAUAAUGAGUGGUAGCAUAUCACCUUCUAAACCCGUAGAUAAAUCGAACAAAUACGAUAGACAACUCAGAUUAUGGGGUGACCAAGGUCAGUCAAAAUUGGAAAAAGCUAGAAUCUGUUUAAUUAAUGCUACUGCUACUGGAACUGAAAUUCUAAAGAAUUUGAUUUUACCAGGUAUAGGCUCAUUUACAAUUGUGGACGGACAUAAAGUUUCUGGAGAAGAUGUAGGAAAUAACUUUUUUCUCGAAAAAUCAGCAAUUGGAAAGAAUCGAGGUCAAGUUGCCUGCGAGCUACUCCAAGAACUUAAUGACGAUGUUCUAGCUAAUUAUGUUGAUGAGAAUGUAGAAGAUUUAUUUCAAGUUAAUGCCAAAUUUUUCUCAACGUUCUCGGUUGUCAUAGCAACUGACUUAAAUGAGAGAACUUUACUCCAAAUUUCAAGUUAUCUAUGGUCUUGUAAAGUGCCAUUCUUGCAUUGCGUUAGUUACGGUUUUAUCGGUUACAUGAGAAUUGCUAUGCCUGUUCAUACUGUCAUAGAGUCUCAUCCCGAUAAUGCUUUGGACGAUUUAAGAUUAGAUAGACCAUUUAAAGAAUUUAGAGAUCUCUGUGAUGCCUGCGACUUAGGAAAAAUGAAUGUAAAAGAACAUAGUCAUAUACCUUGGCUGAUUGUUGUUUACAAAUAUCUAGAGAUAUGGAAGAAUAAAAACAAUGGUAAUAUCCCUAAAACUUACCAAGAAAAGCAGGCUUUCAAGAAGUUAAUAAGAUCUGGUAUUCUCCUCAAUAAAGACGGCAAUCCAGAAAUGGAAGAAAAUUUCGACGAAGCUAUCAGAAAUGUAAAUACUGCUCUAUCAGCAACAAAGAUGCCAGAUGAUGUUAAACAUAUUUUCGAAGAUCCAGAAUGUAUAAAUAUUGUUAAUAAGUCUGAACCAUUUUGGAUUCUUGUUAGGGCUGUUAAAGAAUUUGUUAAAAGCGAAGGAGAAGGUUUCCUACCCUUGAGAGGUGUCAUUCCGGACAUGACAAGCGAUUCUGAUAGUUUUAUACGACUUCAACAAGUCUAUAGGAACAAAGCGUCGAAAGAUGUGGAAGCAGUUAAUAAACAUCUACAGAAUGUUGUAUCAAAUUUAUCGAUUCCUUGCAUUAUUUCGGAAGCGGAAAUUAGAAAUUUUUGUAAAAACGCCGCUUUUCUUCGGGUUUUGAGAUAUCGAUCAAUAUCGGAAGAAUACAAUUCACCGUCUACAAUCUUUUUAAGGCAAAUGGCUCAACGAGUUGAGGACGAGGACGAUGACCUGGUUUAUUAUGUUCUGUUAAGAGCUGUAAGUCGAUAUUACCUCUGUUAUUCAAAUUAUCCGGGUAUAUACGAAGUGGAGGAUGAUAUUAUGAACCUUAAGUCUUGUGUUACGAGGCUAUUACAGCAAUGGAAGAUAACAUGCAGUAUAAAAGACGAUCUUAUUCACGAGUUCUGCCGGUACGGCGCGUGCGAAAUGCAUUCUAUAGCUGCUUACAUGGGUGGAUGCGCCGCGCAAGAAGCGAUUAAACUCAUAACUGGUCAAUAUGUGCCAUUCAACAAUACUUUUAUUUACAAUGCUAUGAAACAAACAUCAGUUACCGUCGAACUUUAG